AUGCCACCAAAGAAGAGCCAGCCAUCCGACAAGAACAAAGCCAAGGCCAAGGCCAAGUCGGCCGAGGACAAGACCUUUGGGAUGAAGAACAAGAACAAGUCGAAAAAAGUGCAGCAGCAGAUCAACCAGAUACAGAGCGGAGUCGACGGGGGUCUAGCCAAGAGGAAAGAAGCCGAGGCCAAACGGAAAGCAGAGGAGAAGAAAGCCGCCGAGGAGGCCAAGAGGGAAGCGGCCAAACUCUUUGGCAUCCAGCAGCAGAAAGUGCCAUUUGGCGUUGACCCCAAGUCCAUCCUAUGUGAGUUUUUCAAACAGGGGUUAUGUAACAAGGGCAACAAGUGUAAAUUCAGCCACGAUCCCAAUGUCGGCCGGAAGGACGCCAAGAAGGACUUGUACACCGACGCGAGAGAGGAGAAGGAGCAGGACACCAUGGACAAUUGGGACGAGGAGAAGUUGCGCUCGGUCAUCUUGUCGAAACACGGGAAUCCCAAGACCACCACGGACAAAGUGUGCAAGCACUUUAUCGAGGCUGUCGAGAAUGGCAAAUACGGGUGGUUUUGGGUCUGUCCCAAUGGUGGUAACGAGUGCAAAUACAAGCAUUCCUUGCCACCGGGCUUUGUAUUGAAGACAAAGGAGCAAAAGAAGUUGGAGAAGCUCGCGGCUGAGAACGAGCCCAAGAUCUCACUUGAAGAGUUUUUGGAGUUGGAAAGAAGCAAGAUGGACAAGACCCAUUUCACUCCCAUCACAGCGGCAUCGUUCAAAAAAUGGAAAAUCGAGCAACGGUCCAAAAGGGAGUCGCAACGGAAGGAAGCCGAUAAGAAAUCAAGGAGACCUCUCACUGGUAGAGAAGUCAUCUUGGAGAAGUUCUCAGACAAGUACUUCACGGAAGACGACGACAAUGAAGGCAACGGCGACUCGUGGGACUUGUCGCAGUUCAAAACAGAGGCAACGGAGGACGAUGCCAACAUUAAGGAUUACGGUGAUGGUUCCAAUGCCCAGGAAUACUAUCAGGAGGAAAGCAACGAGGCGAAGGAUGAGCAAAGUGGCGAAAUCGAGCAGGCCAGCGUUAAUGGAGAUGUGCAACAGGAACAGGAAGAAGAUUCACAAGAUAACCAUUCAAACGGAGAUGUAAUUCGAGAUAGCGGAGACGCCGAGCUAACUAAUGGCAAAGCCAGCGGCAAUCUAGCGCCGGUGACUACUUAG
Molecule: messenger RNA, 1200 nt
Organism: Lodderomyces beijingensis
Lineage: Eukaryota; Fungi; Ascomycota; Pichiomycetes; Serinales; Debaryomycetaceae
Source: the annotation of a GenBank genome assembly